This is a messenger RNA of Colletotrichum acutatum, 778 nucleotides long. RefSeq lists its product as uncharacterized. The record is from RefSeq and is a predicted model, not a curated record. The coding region runs from base 173 to 475 and encodes 100 amino acids. NCBI's taxonomy places the organism in Eukaryota, Fungi, Ascomycota, Sordariomycetes, Glomerellales, Glomerellaceae. The transcript has 3 exons.
GGAGAAGCUUCAGAAGGUUCAUUAUAAUGCAAGUUUAAGAGUAUAUAAAGGCUAUCCUGAAUACUGUAUUAUCACUACUGACAACUCCAUCUCAUCCGUCUUCAUAAGUCUCUUAUUCCAUAACAACAACUUUGUCACUUUCACAAGAAUUAUACUUGCUUCUUUGCCCGCAAUGAAGGUCACUCUAUUCGCUGUCACUCUCCUUGCUUCGCUGGCAUCCGCCCGAGAAUUUGUUCUCUUUGAUGAUGCCAACUACAAUGGAGCUUCUCAUAGGGAGAUACGUAAUACCGAUGGCGCCUGCUGGAAUCUCAACGGCAAAGGCGAUCGAGCAAGUUCUGUUGGAGGCGACGGAGGAUGUACUACCUUCUUCCGAGAGCGUGACUGCAGGGGGUCCAGCUGGCAGCAGCGCGGUUCUGCACCCACUGUUCCAGGCUUCCUUAAUGAUCACAUCUGGUCAUUUCGUAACCAGUGCUAAUUGGUCGUCACCUCAAGUCUAGAAACAGAUCUGGGCUACUUGCCCUCUGUGAUCUUUCUACGAGGAUCAACAAGCAUCUGGCACACGAAUACGAAGAUAUCUCUGUUCAUAAGAAUGGAAGAGGGAAGGAAAUGCAUGUUCUGAGUCAUUUCAUGUCUCCAACUUCGCACAGAUCCGCUGCGAUUAGUGUUACCAACAAAGCCCGUUAUCAGCUGCCUGUAACGCAAGAACCACAGCUUGUACUACGUCCAUCGGACUUUGAAAUAGCACUCAUCGUAUGUCAAUAAGAACUUUGAACCGGGA